This is a messenger RNA of Gloeophyllum trabeum ATCC 11539, 892 nucleotides long. RefSeq lists its product as uncharacterized. Lineage: Eukaryota; Fungi; Basidiomycota; Agaricomycetes; Gloeophyllales; Gloeophyllaceae. Gene Ontology annotation, molecular function: transcription cis-regulatory region binding; DNA-binding transcription activator activity, RNA polymerase II-specific. The transcript has 5 exons. The annotation marks the transcript as partial. The record is from RefSeq and is a predicted model, not a curated record. Gene Ontology annotation, cellular component: nucleus; RNA polymerase II transcription regulator complex.
AUAAAAGCUGCUUGCCCAGAACCGCAUCUCCGACUCCUCCACGACCCUGGCCCUCAACCGACCCCCUCGCCGCCGUCCCCUCCCUCCUCGCCGUCGUCGUCCGCAACGUCGAGCAUGAGCUGCGGGCCACCCUCCCCCGUCGUCGCGUCGUCCUCCACCCUCUGGGCAACAGCUUCCAAGGACUGGGUCAUCCCGGCCAAACCAAAGCCUGGCAGAAAACCCAAGAAAGACCCGGCCCCUGCGCCCCAGGAGGUCGUCGAUACGCUCGACAGCAAGGGCCGCCGCGUCCAGAACCGGGCCGCGCAGCGCGCCUUCCGUGAACGCAAACAGUCACAGCUCGCCGAGCUCCAGGCUCGCGUGCAGCAGUACGAGCAGGGGGAAAUAGAGCGCAACGUCGCUCUUCAGAAUAUUGCCAAACGCCUCAAGGAGGAAAAUGACAAACUCAAGCAGGAGAAUGCCGUCCUCAGGGAUAAGAUCUCCGUCCUCGAGCAGGAGCACAAUGGCCGCCAGUACGGUGACGGCGAGAGGAAGCGGUCCUCCAGCAUGUCCAGCGACUACCCGUCGAGGAAAAAGUCCAAAUUCUCCGCGGAGCCCCUAGUCUCCUCCCCCGAUUCCAACGGCAGUGGCAUGUCCAUGCAUUCCCCGCGGGAGAACUCGGUCUUCACGACGAGGCUGCCCACCCUCAGUAACAUCUUUGACCUCCCGCCGUCGAAUAAUCCCAAGCCAUCCGGCGUCUACGACACAAACAAUACCUUUGGAUUCGAUUGUGGCUUCUGCAAUGAAGAGACCCCCUGCGUGUGCAGAGAGCUCGCCAUCCACCAGAUGGCCGAUAAAAUGUCCUCCAACCAACUCAAAAUGGAGACUAUCGAGCCACCCAAGUCCACCCCGUCGG